UAUGGCAGAUUUUUGUUCUUCUGCUUUAAAACGUGAAAGAGAUGAAAUUACUCGUCUUCAAUUACAAAUAGCUAGUCAAUUUUCAAAUAAUGCAACAACAACACAAACAACAAAUAUUAUUACUAGUCCUCCUUUAUUAAAACAACAACAACAAAUAAUUCCACAAAAUCAAUCCAAUAGCUUUCAAUUGUCAACUCAAUUACCCUCCUCUCAAAUAAUUCCAUUAUCUUUUUUUCCAACACAAACACCUUCUUUACAACAACAACAACAUCCACAAAUACCUUCCCAAUUUCUUCCAUCUCCAAUAACCCCUUCACCUACUAUCCCUCCUAACCUUCUUCCAUCCCCUUCUUUUGAUUUUGAGGAACAAAAAAAAAGACUUUUACAACUUCAACAUCAACAACAACAAUUUAUUUUUGAACAAAAUAAUAAAAAUAAUUCUAAUAAUAAUAUAAUAACAACAACAAUUGAUCAACAACAACAACAACUUCAACAACUACAGCAUUCUUCUUCUUCUUUUUUCCCUUUACCUUCUUUACAAAAUAAUUCUUUUUUACUUCCUCAACAAAAUUCUGGUCAUUCUUCUUCUUCUUUUAUUAUUAAUUCUUCUUCUCAACAACUUUCACCACAACAAUUACAAACCCCAACAAUAUUUCAAUUAAAUUCUUUCCCCCAAUUUACUUCAGGAAUUCACUCAAUUACAAAAAAUAUCGAAAAUUCUUCUGAUUUCUCUUCUUUUUAUUCAUUAAUUUCAGAAAAUACUUUAAUUCCUUUAAAUCAAAAAGAAAAACAAAAAAAUAAUUUUUUUAUAUAUCCAACAGAAACAUUAAAAAAUAAUAAAGAAAAAAAUAAAAAUAAAAAAUCUUUUUCAGAAGAAAUUAUUUUUAUUGAAAAUAAUGAUGUUGAAAAAUUAAAUAAUAAAAAUAAUAAAAAUAAAGAAUCUAAAAGAAAAUUAAAAGAAGCUUUAAUUGAAAAAGUUAAUAAAGGAAAAGAAGAAAAUAAAAAAGAAAAGUCAAUAGAACAACAACCCCAACAACAUUUACCCCAACAAUUACCCCAACAAUUACCUCUACCUCAGCCUCAACAACAACAGCCCCAACAACAACCACCUUCCUCUUUUUCUUCCCAAAACAAUAAUUCUUUAUCAUCAACAAAUAAACAAAUAUCAGAAUUAAAUAAAGAAAUAGAAAAUACUUCUAAACGUUCAAUUCCAAUAUUCCAAAUAACCCCCCAACAAUUACAUUUAGCUAUGCAACAAUAUUUUCGUAGUCAACAACAACAACCAGAAGAAGAAGAAAAGGAAGAAAUAAAAAAUAAUAAAGAAAUUAAAAAUUCUGAAAAAUCAGAAGUAAUUGAAAAAGAAAAAGAGGAAGAAGAGGAGGAGGAAAUAAUUGUUGUUGACGGGGAAGAAGAAAUAAAUAAGAAGAAUGUGGAAAUUGUUGAUUUUGAAGAAGAAGAAAAUUUAGAUGAAGAUAAUGCUUAUGUUGAUGUUGUUGGGGAUGGAGAAGCUAGAAGUUCUUUACCAAAAAUGCAAAGAAAAGCACAUAUUGAAUUUUAUAGGAAAUUAAAAAGUUUUCGCAAUCGAGGCCCUCAAUUAGACUGUCAAUUAUGUGAUGCCUCCCUUCCAAAUAACGAUGCUUCAAUUCGUUCUCACAUUCAUGGACAUUGUAAAACAUCAAUGUUUGUAUGUAAAUUGUGUCAAAAAGGAUUUCAAGACCAACAUUUGGUUUUUGAACAUAUUGAUAGAGAACAUCCGGCACAGAAAGGAACAAAAUAUAUUGAGGACAGAAGGGAUAUGGGUUUAUUGGUGGAGAUUUUAACUCAAUGUUUUCCCAAAGUUUUUUGUCGAGCUCGUGAUAUUCUUUUUGAUGCAAUAGGUCGACUAACAUCUUUAACAGAAUCUAAACAACAAACAAAAAUUAAUUGUCAUCUUUGUGGACAAAUAAUUCCGACUUUGAAAAAUUGUAUUUAUGGGCAUUUAAGUAUACAUCCUUCUUACAAAUGUAAAAAAUGUCGAUUCUCUUCUAAUGAUGAAAAAAGUCAAUUAGAACAUCAAAAAAGAGAACAUCCAGAUUUCCCGGCCGGAGAACGUUGUUUUUGUAUUUCUUUGGCUUUUGAUGUUUUGUUGGAAACUUUAAAAAGUUGUUUUCCUAAUGAAAUUGGUGGAGAAAAGAAUUUGGAAGAAGUAAAUAAUUCUUCUUUAUUUUUACAUCCGGGAAGUGUUUUAGAAUCAAAGAAAAUGAUAAAAAAUAAAAAAGGAGAGGGGGAAGAAGGAGGAGAAUGUUUAAUUAUUGAAGAAGAAGAAAAGAAGGGAAAGAAAAGAAAUUUGAUUAAAAAAGAUGAUAACAAUAAAGAUAAAAAUUUAAACGAAAAUAUUGGAAAAAAGAGAAGGCAAAGAAAAAGGUCAAUACUUUCUGAGGAGGAAGUAACUAGUAGUAGUGAUAAGAAAAAAUAA
This is a messenger RNA of Meloidogyne enterolobii, 2455 nucleotides long. Lineage: Eukaryota; Metazoa; Nematoda; Chromadorea; Rhabditida; Meloidogynidae. The record is from the annotation of a GenBank genome assembly.